AUGAGUAAUACGACGGGGGCGAGUAUUGGUCCUAAAGUAGCCAUCUCCGCAAGCAAUAAUGGUGUAGGAGUAGAAGGAGUCACCGAGUUGAUCAACAAUAAUAACUCAAGUACUACAACAACAAACCUUUCAACCACCAUGACAUCUACAAUAUCUUCUUCUUCUUCUUCUUCUUUAUCAACAACAGUUUUACCAACUGCCGUUUCAGCAGUAAAUACUUCUACUACUACGACCACCACCACAACAAUAGGAGGACCUAUAGUUGCAGGCAAUGGGAUAGUGAUGAUUAUGCCAAAUGGUCCAAAUUCUUUUCUACCUUGUCUAAGAAAACUUAGACACUUAAAGAGUAUAUUGUGCAGAAAUUUAUUACCAGUUAUCAAUCGAAAUGCAGAGAUUAGUUUACCAAAUACAUACUAUACACUUCAUGCUCCACCUAUUGAAAAGCAUAGAUCAUUUCUAAAAAGCAAACAAAUAGAAACUGCUGAUGAAAAGAUUAUUCUAUUGGAUGGUUCCGAUGAUGAACAAGGUGAUAUCAACGACGAUCGACCAAAUAUACAUGGUACACAAUUUUCUGCCGAGUUUAUUGAUAGUGACGAUGAUGAGUCUUUUGACGACGACGACAAAGAAGAAUACUAUCAAGACGACAAUGAAGAUAAUGACUUACCAUCUCCUUUUUAUAUAAGCGAAGUUGUUUCAAAUUCAUAUAAUCCAGUUUGGAAUCCAUUUGAUUGCUACCAUCCAACUUCAAAUGAUAUAUUAGACUAUCACAAUACUUUUAAUAUUUGUAUAUGGCAUAGAAGCCAAUGUAAUAAUAAUAAUGAAAUAGAUGAUUGUGAUUCAGAAUACCAAGAUGAAUUAUUAUUCCAAACUGAAAUAGAUUUAACUCAACUUGAGUUUAUUGCUCAAGAGAUGAAACAAUUUGUAAAUUUAAUAUUACCUCCAAAUUCAAUAAUAUUUGAAUUAAAAGAUGGAUUAUAUGUAACCAAAAAAACAAAAAAUCAAUUGAGGUCAACAAAAGCAAAUGAUUAUAAAUUCCAAAGCAAUGUAGAUAAAAGAAAAGUUAUUACAGGAAACCAAUCAUUAUUUUUAUGUAUUAUAGGAAAAAGAUUGCAGAAUCUAAAGAAUAUAGAGGUAUCCAAAGAAACUAGUUUGAACAUUGAAAACAAGUUGACUAGCAACCAAAAAUAUUUGGACAAGGUAAAACAUUUGGAAAAUUUAAAACAUCGUGUCGAACAACUAAAACAAGAAUAUCAUAAUCAAUUAACCCUUCAAGACAAGGAUAAAGAAAGUAUAGAAACUAUAAAAACACAACUCAUUCCAAAAGCAAGUGCAUUGGCAAAUGCAGGUAUUGUUUAUCUGCAAUCGUAUCAAAUGUUGGAGGAAAUGAAUCAAAUGUUGGAAAUGGAAAAGUUAUUACUGAACAAUAUACGAUCAUCACUCGAGAAAAAGAAAUGGUAUCUAUUGUCUCAAAUAAGAUCCAUCUAUCCCAUUCAACAAGGAAAUAAGGUAUUAAACAUCAAUGGUUUGCCUCUUCCCAACUCUGAUUUCAAUGGUUUUGAUGAAGAAAAUAUAUCAACAGCCCUCGGCUAUGUUUGCCAUAUUCUACACCUUGCCUCUCGAUACCUAGACAUUCCACUUCGAUAUCCAAUGACACCAAUGGCAUCUAGAUCAUUUAUCAAAGAUGAAAUAUCACAUCACUCAUCUUCAAAAUUCCCUCUCUAUUCAAAAGGUGUAGAGAAGCGUAUAUUUGACUAUGCCGUCUUUUUACUCAACAAAAAUCUCGAACAACUACUAAGUUCUCAAGGUCUUGGUAUGUUUUCUUUAAAAGAAACUUUACCAAAUGUUCAAAUACUUUUAGGUCGUAGUAGAAUUGCCUAA
Cavenderia fasciculata is the source of this 1878-nucleotide messenger RNA. RefSeq lists its product as uncharacterized. Gene Ontology annotation, cellular component: endosome; lytic vacuole. The transcript is spliced from 6 exons. Gene Ontology annotation, molecular function: SNARE binding. Lineage: Eukaryota; Evosea; Eumycetozoa; Acytosteliales; Cavenderiaceae. The record is from RefSeq and is a predicted model, not a curated record. The coding region runs from base 1 to 1878 and encodes 625 amino acids. Gene Ontology annotation, biological process: SNARE complex assembly.